This is a messenger RNA of Eruca vesicaria subsp. sativa (arugula), 378 nucleotides long. The record is from the annotation of a GenBank genome assembly. NCBI's taxonomy places the organism in Eukaryota, Viridiplantae, Streptophyta, Magnoliopsida, Brassicales, Brassicaceae.
AUGCCCCCAUAUACCUUCAAGAAGAUACUAUCUGCAAGUGAUGUCGGUAAUCAAAGCAGGCUUUUGCUGCAAAGAAGUGAUGCCGAGAACCACAUCUUGAGUCAUCUAUCUGAAGAAAACAACAGAGCAAUCCAAGCAGGCCAAGGAGUCAGGAUUAGAGUGUGUGACCGCAACUCAAACACUGAGCACGAGCUUGUUCUAAAGAGAAUGGUGAAUACAACGGGAAGCUAUGUUUUAAACGGUGGAUGGAUUAGAGAGUUUGUCAAUAGGAGAGGUUGGGAGGAAGGACAGGAGAUUGGACUCUUCUGGAAUAUCGAUAAUAAUAGACUCGAUAUUUAUAUGCUUCCUCCUCCUCCAGAUCAAAAUAAUCCUAACUAG